UCACCACAUAUUACGGGAGAACUGUGAGAGAAACACACCCCUCGAAACAUACUCAGAACUCGCGUGCUAGUCGUACAAAGCAGAAGUCAUCAUGAAAUAUAUUUUGUUAGAAUUAAAUACAUAUUUGUAAAUUAUUUUAUUCCCUAAAAUACUAAAAGAUUGGUCAACCCAGAACGGUGAAGAAUACAUUGUUAAAAUUAUUAAUUUUUAAUAUUGAAGAACAGUGAUUUACUCUGCGUGAAAUCGUGACUUUCUUGUGCGUUAUAUUUUACAUAAAAUUGUAGCGAAUAUAUUAAAAUAUUCAGUGCAAUGGAUAUACCAUUAUCGAUGUUAUUGCUGCUCAGCCUUGUAUUUACCGUCAUAGGAGCUGUUUUAGUCCUAUUGUUGCAAUAUUACCUUUAUUUACGAUUUUCUGUACUUCCUGAAGAGAGUGCGGAACAAAAGGAUAUUAACACCAAAUACUCGUUGCCAACGACAAUACAGCAAACUGCACAUGCCAUAAAUUUGUCGCCGCCUACAUCGUCGGUGGCUGGACAUACGCAUACUGUAGGUGCUACUGAAGCAGCGCCGUUAAUGUCAAUUAACUUUGUGAUGCAAUUCCUCUUUCAUGAACUGAAAAACUCGAGUCGCGUGCGAAAAUGGUUCUACCGCAAAUUGUCAUUGGAACUGGAUGAACUGUUGGCAAAGACUACAACCGGGAAAUUGUUUGAUAAGUUGACGAUAAAAGAACUGGAACUUGGCGAUCAGUUUCCUGAGAUCAGAACAUUACGCGUACAUAGUAUUGAACUAAACGACACCGGUGAUCGUAUUGAGAAUCUGGACAUUUUACUAGAAAUUCAUUAUACUGGAAAUUUUCGAACAUCCAUCGAUGCCGAUAUGGUGCUAGGUAAAAAGGGAUCCCUCACCUUAAUAGUAAAACAAUUGUCUGGCUUGGCGCGGCUGCAAUUCACCCGUGAGCCUUACACCCACUGGUCGCUGAGUUUUCUGGGUGAUCCUGAACUUGAUUUGGCGAUUGAAUCCAAAUAUCAAGGUCGUCAAAUGCAAUCCAAUAUAACCAGUCUCAUUUCAAACCAAAUACGGAAAGCAGUGCGCCGCAAGCACACGCUACCCAAUUAUAAGCUACGUUAUAAGCCAUUCUUCCACAAAACACCAGAAGAAGAUGCUGACGGAGACAUACAACCAAAUGGCACAUUAGAAGUUAGAAUGUCCGAAAUAUCGCGACUCAUGUGUCCUGAAGUUGUAACAGAGGUUUACUGUACACUGACUCUAGCCUCACUCGCAUUUGUCGAGAUACGCCAGAAGGAUAAUCGCAAUGUGAUUGUUUUGAUUGAUGUAGAGAUACACAAGGCAAAAAAUCAACAGAUCGGCAUACUUUUUAAGCAGAUUACUGAGCAAGGCGUGGAAGUUGAAGCGGUUUUGCCUAAUACUCCCGCAUGUAAAUCCGACCUACGGCCCGGGGAUAUAUUAAUUGCAGUUGAGGGCAAACGGGUACAAUCUAUCCAGCAAGUGGCGAAGUUAUUCAAAAGUUUGCAAACUUCAGCUUAUCGCUUACGUAUCGAACGGGUUAUACCCGGUAUCAUAAGAAAUGAUGCAAUUUUGGAGGAUCUGGAGUUAUAUGAGGAUUUAGGAGAUGCACAUAUGGGCUAUGGGUUGGGUAAGGCUUCAACUGAGUCCAAUGAAUUUGGCGGAAAACAAGUACCUGCACGCCAAAACACAGGGGAAAAAGGCUCUUCCAGCGAGUCUAGCCUUGGUAAUACCCCAACAAAUUCACCAAAGAAAAGUAAACUCAUUACGAAGGCUUUGAAGAAGACUAUUAGUCGUGAACUUAGUGAGCAUAACAAAGAUAAAGAAGAUGAUAAUAAACUAAAAAGCAAGCAAACAUUAAAAGCCGAGGAAAAGAUGAAGGGAUCACCUAAAGUUUUGAUUGAUACCGUUGGCCAAGUAGAGCAUUAUUAUCAGCACUCAACUGUGGAUCGCAGUAUAAAUCGUCUCAUACAUAUGGAUGAUUUAAGCAGCUUCAAGUUGGAUGUAAAGUCCCGUUAUCUGAAUGUUGGCGUGUAUUCUAAAAGUACCGGCGACGGUUUAUUGUUGGGCUUUGUAAACAUACCAGUGGGUCAGAUCUUGGCUGAGUGCUGCGAAACAAGUUUGGUGCAAUGCUGGAAAAAAUAUGAACUUAGUCCACCAAUACCUCAGGAUUUGAAAACACAUAAGCUUUGCAGCCAAUCAGGCUUUAUACCUGAUUUGUGUUUUGGAGAUGUGCUCUUUGCCUUUACCUGGGAUGGUAACCCAAAUCUACAACCUAGCGAGUCACUAAUCAAACAAGUUUCUAAGUCCAAGAGCAAAAUUAACUUAGCUGAUGAAAAAAUGGAUAACGAUAGCGGAGUAUUUGAUACAAAUUCGUUACGGACCACGCCAAGUUCCAGCUCACUCACGUCGACUAAUCAAAUAACUUCGAGUCAGUUGCGUUCGCACAGUUUUGUGCGCACCCAUUUCCAACGUGCUACCCAGUGCGAUUUCUGUGGCAAAAAAAUAUGGCUGAAAGAUGCCGUGCAAUGUAGCGAGUGUGCUAUGUGCUGCCACAAGAAGUGUAUAACGAAAUGUCAAAAUGCCACAGUUUGUGGUCCGGUUGAUUGCUCCAAUGUGCUACGACAACGGCAGCCGUCCAUCACAAGCACCACUCCAGAGUUCACUGUUACCGAUGCAGACGCAUGCGACGCUUCUGAAGGAGAAGAGGCCAUGCCAUCGCUAUCUGGCGAAGAGUCGGCGGAAACAGUGGCCACUAAAACGCCACCGACGCCUGUCCUCGAGGUUCAUCGUUCAAGUCUGACAGGACUAUUAGCACAAGGAAUAAAGCGUGUAAAUUCGGCUAAUAAUCUUGCUAUACCUGGCAUUGUGUCCUCAUUAGCUGGUAGCGGUGGUGGUGCAUCUAAUUUGGCUGCGAAAAGCUUACCUCCCAGUCCACAGAGAUCGCCAUCCCGUAAAUCCUCGCUGGUUUGUAGUUCUUUUACUACAUUCGAUUCAGUCACAAGACGUUUGGAAGCCAUACCGUCAGACGUAACAGCUCUGAGCAUUGACCAGAUUAGUUCUAUUAGUGAGCCAAUAAUCGCCGUUUUAAAAGAUGAGGACGUUAUGACAUUAGCUAAAAAUGCCAGCAAGAAUCUUUACAAUGAAAUGCCUGCCGCUGAACGCAUUGAACAAAUCAACUCGUUGCUUAGUAAACUUCGAUUGGCUUUAGACAGCGAAACGGCUCUUUAUUCAAGCUUGGCAUCCGGCGAUACAUCGAAGAUGGACAACAUUGACACAAGCAGUACAACACUGGGAAAAUCAGAAGACCGCGUCCAAGCACUCAGCGUUAUUAUGUUGUAUCUGUGUACUGGUCUGCAGCAUGCCCAGGGUUUUGAACUACGUUAAAUCGAAUAAAAAUUUGAUACAACAACAAAAUGUUAGAAUAAAUCUAGAAAAUUUUAAAAUUUUUGAGAAUACAUGAAAAUAUUGAUCUGAAGGCUGAAGUAUAAAUAGUGGAAUUUUAAUGUAGCGUAAAAUUAUAAUACUCCCCAUUAGGUUUUCUUGUCAGUUCAAAAUAGCAAAAUAUUUGAAUAUGUACCAGUGAACAAUUAAGCCGGUACAAUAAGAUGCUUCUAUCUUAAUAUCACAUAUUUGGAUAUAUAAUCCUGAUUGGAAGGCAUUUUUUAUGUGUAAAAGUUUU
Zeugodacus cucurbitae (melon fly) is the source of this 3706-nucleotide messenger RNA. RefSeq names its product PDZ domain-containing protein 8 (gene Pdzd8). Gene Ontology annotation, molecular function: lipid binding; protein binding. Gene Ontology annotation, biological process: mitochondrial calcium ion homeostasis. The record is from RefSeq and is a predicted model, not a curated record. The transcript is spliced from 8 exons. Lineage: Eukaryota; Metazoa; Arthropoda; Insecta; Diptera; Tephritidae. The coding region runs from base 310 to 3411 and encodes 1033 amino acids. Gene Ontology annotation, cellular component: mitochondria-associated endoplasmic reticulum membrane contact site.